Messenger RNA from Cooperia oncophora, 1266 nucleotides. NCBI's taxonomy places the organism in Eukaryota, Metazoa, Nematoda, Chromadorea, Rhabditida, Trichostrongylidae. The record is from the annotation of a GenBank genome assembly.
AUGACGAAUAUGGCAUGCACCUUCUAUCGAGAGAUUCCUUCCUUCGAACUUCGUUUUGCUUGCAAUUUCAAAGGUUGCCUUGAUGAUCGUCCGAUGAGUAUGAUGGGGGCCAUCGAACACCAGGCGUUCCAUUUUUGUGAAGUUUACAAAACGCAAGCUCAUUUCAAUUUUAAAUGUGAGUACUGUAACGUCUAUCAUGUGAAUAAAAGCCAUCACCGUCUUUGCUUGGACGACAAAACUGGAAUUGGACAUUUACCCCAUUUACGAUCAAUCUACACGGUUCCUAUGACCGAUCCGGAGUUCCACAGCUGUGUGGACUUUAGUCGUUUUGCAAACCAUCAUAUGAUUGCCGUAACUGCUGAAGGAGUUCGCCUUGUCCCUUGUGACCUUGACACAUCGUUGCCGGGUCCCGGUAUCGAUGAUAACUCUUCCUAUGGCAGGAAGAGUUCCAGUGUUUCCUACCGUGACCUCGAUAACUGUGACGAAAACUCGAACUCAGAAAAGUUUGGACGUCCGGGAGGAUUUCAAGAUAGAAAUCAAUCUGGUAACCGUGAAUUCCGAGGGCGUGGCCGUGGCGGUCCUCGAGGACGAGGAGAGCGUGGAUUUGGUCGCGGGCGCGGUCGUGGUGGUGGACAUCGUGAUGAUGAUAAUGGGCGUGAAAAUAGUUUCCGCGGACGUGGUCGUGGUCGAGGAGCUGAUCAUCGUGGUGAUACCAAUAACUCCUACCGCUCAAGAGACUCGUUCGGUAACAAAACAACACGACUACCAUCGAGUCAAAGCCGAAAAGAGACCGUUCGUACUCACGUUCGGGUAGUCGUAGCCCGUGUUCGCCAUUGGCCAAGAAAACGAACACUGGUCCGUUCGUUGGUCAAAACUCACGCGCUCGUUCGUACUCUCGCUCAAGAAGUAACAGUCCGCUUCCGUCUGCUGCAAAGAAGUCAACCAAUGGUGAUAACGAGGUUCUUCGUUAAGAAAACCGUCACCACACAGAAGGAAACGAAACCAAUCAUUUCAAUCCUCGUUCAUAUACACGAACAAGCAACAGCCCUAAAAUUUAUGAAGCUAGAACAAAUGAAGUCAAUGAAUCGGAGAAAAGUAGGAGUGACCGCUCAUACUCUCGUUCGGGGAGCAGAAGCCCCGUUCUGGCAGCUUCUACAAAGAAUUCCACAUCAGGAAGUCGACCAGCAAGGUCAUACUCGCGAAGCAGAAGCCGCAGUCGUACUCCUCCAAGGAAUGACGUCAACAAUAAUAGUGCAGCAAUACUAG